CCGCUUCCAGCAGGGCUUCCUGGCCGGGGCGCGCCUGGCCGAGUUCCCCUGGGAGAUGUAAUAGGAGAAGACUCCCUCCACCAGCCCAUCGCUUUGGCACACGCCCCAGCCUCAAGAUGUUCGUUCUCACUUUUCCUUUGGAUGCAGCCUUGUUCCUCAGAUCAUCUGUCUCCUGAGCCUGCUUCCAGAGGCCAGCGAGCUGCCUCAGGAACCCCGCAGGAUCUUGAAGAGUUUUUAAAGAAUUCAAAGGAUUCUUCAGCCCUGCUAACUAUUUUGCAGAAGACUGUUCUUCACUCACUGUCCUUGAAGUAUCCACCUUCAGUCAAGUACCGAAGAUGCUUCUUAUCUGAGCUCAUUAAAAAGCACGAGUCCACAGCAGCUGAACCUCUCAACCAGCUUUACGAAGCACUCGGAGAUGUCUUAAAUACUGAAGAAACAACACAUUGUUAUAAAAGCUAUUUAUUGCCCUCGGGAGAUGCCGUUACCCUCUGCGAGAGCACGGCCAUCAUUUCCAGAGGAACCACGGGCCUCGUCACGUGGGAUGCUGGUCUCUACCUGGCUGAAUGGGCCCUGGAGAAUCCUGUCAUUUUCAGAAACAGAAGUGUGUUGGAAUUGGGAAGUGGGAUGGGACUGACGGGAAUCACCAUUUGCAAAGCCUGCCAUCCCAGGGCGUAUAUAUUCAGCGAUCACCACCAGUGUGUCCUUCAGCAGCUGUCGGAGAACAUCCAUUUGAACGGCUUCUUUGUGGAGUCCGAGUUUUUCCAGCAAGCACCAACAAGUGCCGAAACCCGGAAGGCAAAGCACACUGGACCACGGGGCCCGGGCAUUGUCGUAGCCGAGCUUGAUUGGCACCUGGUUACAAAGGAACAGCUUGCCAAACUGUGGGCUGAAGUGGUCAUUGCUGCAGAUGUGGUGUAUGACCCAGAGCUGACACGGUCUCUUAUCAGUGUGCUGCAAAAGCUCUCCAGUGACAACAGUGGCAGACAAGCCCCGGACGUCUACAUUGCCAUCACCAUUCGAAAUCCGGAAACCUAUUGCUGCUUUCAGAAGGAACUUGAAAAAGUUGGAAUCAGAUGGCAACUUGUUCCCAGCCCUCAGAAGAACCUUUUUCCUUAUGACCGCCGUGCCACAAUAAACAUUUUAAGACUGCUGCUUUAAGUUUUCUCCCCAAAACCCUCAUCUCAUAAUUGGAACCACUUCAACCAGUCAAGCACCUGCUGUUGCAACCAAUAGAGGCAAGCUGAAGUAAAACUCUGGAAGCAAAGGUACGGCUUCACAAACUCUGCCUCCAGAAUACUUUGCUGAACUGUACCGUGCGCUGCUUACCGGCAUUAUCUUUACCAAGUGAACUGUGCAGGAAUAAUUUCAAAAGAGUUGUA
Messenger RNA from Varanus komodoensis (Komodo dragon), 1379 nucleotides. It is a transcript of the gene EEF2KMT, whose product is annotated as eukaryotic elongation factor 2 lysine methyltransferase. The transcript has 9 exons. The record is from RefSeq and is a predicted model, not a curated record. Lineage: Eukaryota; Metazoa; Chordata; Lepidosauria; Squamata; Varanidae. Bases 142 to 1158 code for a protein of 338 amino acids.